AUGCAUCUUAAUGAGAUGAAUCUUUGCACUUGUGGCUUGCACAUAUUACAAAAUCCAAACAUUGUCUGUAUUCUCAACACUUGCAGAAAAGUGGCAAUAAAAAAAAGCAGCUACAGUUAUGAUGAUGAAUUAUUUAUAGCAAGAGAAGCCCCGUGUAGGCAGAUUUUUUUUUGCAGUUUAAUGCACCUUUGGACAAUGCCAUUGGAUGAAAACACUGGAAAAUUAUGA
This is a messenger RNA of Clunio marinus, 228 nucleotides long. The record is from the annotation of a GenBank genome assembly. NCBI's taxonomy places the organism in Eukaryota, Metazoa, Arthropoda, Insecta, Diptera, Chironomidae.